CAGAUAUCUCCCGUCCGGAUAGGGGCGUUCUUUCAUUCUGCUAGAAGCCGAUUCCCUCCUCGCCAGAAAUGGUUUCAUCCGGAGCCAGGUAUAAGAAGCAGAGCGAAGCGAACAACGUUCACACUGCCUUCUACUUGGAUCGAGCAAGCUUCGAAGUGGAAAGACAAAACAAAAAAACACAAGCAAGUAACGCUUUAUAUUUUGUCCCUCCCUGAAUGAAAGCGGCGGUCUCUGCGCUUUUGGCACUUUCGGAGUAUUUGAGUUAAGGCAUUGGUGAAUGAGACGGCUGCAGCCACCUGUUGUUCAACUCUCAGUCGCUCGAAGUAGUUCACAGCAAUGAAUUCAACGCUGGUGAAUGAGACCGCCAGCCUUGUGUACACGAACCGUAGCGACACCUUGGAUGCCAUCAUUAGAUGCUGUGGCAACAACUUCUCCUCGGUGGUGACUGGCGAAGGCUUCGUGUUGACCGCUCCGGACGAGAGAAACCUCUAUACCAUGAGAGUGGUCCAGAUCGCAGUGAUGUGCGUCCUGUCUCUCACCGUCGUUUUCGGGAUCUUUUUCCUCGGUUGUAAUCUGCUGAUCAAAUCAGAGGGCAUGAUUAACUUUUUAGUCAAGGAUAGAAGACCUUCCAAAGAGGUGGAAGCCAUCAUUGUCGGUCCAUAUUAACAAGAACCACCGCCAGAAAUAUAUACAUAUAUUUUAACUCAAGGAUGAGGACGUCUGAGGCUGCUGACAGCGACUCUGCCUUGUACUCUGGUACCAAACUAGUAAGGAUUACAGGGACUUUGAUCAGUAUUUUGAGCUUCGGAAGAGGAAACCAAGCACCCGGGAGCGGACCCGUCAGCGUCUGGUUUAAUAAGAGGACUUUUGGUGAGAAAUAUAAGGGGAAAUGUUGGGCUUUUCUGCUGGCAUUGACUAUACACACACCCUGUCUGAAGCCAUUUGCCAAUCCCUAUCUGUGGCCAAAUUUGAUCAACUGAGGAAUGUCCAGGAACCGCUGCACAGGUCGAGGGGAGCAGCUCACUGGCUACUAAAACGACUCUACCGGCCGCUAAAGUUGUAGAUAUAAUCGCCUUGUCUAUCGAUAUUUUUGUAAAAUAGUUAUUCCUUUUAUUGGAAAUCGCCGGUGUACCUUGUCGCUUACAUAAUUUUCCUACAAAGAACAUUCCAAUCCGUUCACUGGCAAAAUCAUAUAAAUGUCCAAGUGUAUUUUCAACGUUGGUUGUAUAAAUUGCAAUUUAAUAGGAAACCUCUAUUUCGGAAGUGUCAGGCUGAGUCACUGAGCCCAUAGCAUGCAUUCGCACUGGUGACAGAAGGCGUCUAUAGCAUUUUGUAUUGCAAAAUAUAAUUAAAAAGUAUACAUUUA
Messenger RNA from Amblyraja radiata (thorny skate), 1366 nucleotides. Its product is annotated as protein reprimo A. The record is from RefSeq and is a predicted model, not a curated record. The transcript has a single exon. Bases 337 to 666 code for a protein of 109 amino acids. NCBI's taxonomy places the organism in Eukaryota, Metazoa, Chordata, Chondrichthyes, Rajiformes, Rajidae.